CCCCAUUUCUCAUGCCUUCUCCUCAUAUCAUUCAAACCCAGAAACUAAAACACAUCAACAUUUCAUUUGCUCCUAAUUCUGUCACCAAUCAAUGGCAAAGACCAAGUCCCUCGUCCAGGAUCAGGAACAUUCAUUCGAUGAAAGAAUUAAAGAAUCAAAAAGUAUCAUUUCCAAAUACCCAGAUCGAGUUCCUGUUAUUAUUGAAAGAUAUUCAAGGACAGACCUGCCUGAAAUGGAAAAGACCAAAUUUUUGGUGCCCAGAGAUAUGUCUGUUGGUCAAUUCAUCCACAUCUUGAGUAGUAGACUACAUCUGCGUCCCGGAAAAGCUCUGUUUGUUUUUGUGAAGAACACAUUGCCUCAAACAGCUAGUCAUAUGGAUUUCAUCUACGAAACUUUCAAGGACGAUGAUGGGUUUCUGUACAUGUGUUAUAGCAGUGAGAAAACUUUUGGCUAAGCUGUGACUGCUCCUUGUAUAUGCAAUCCACUCAUGGACAUGCCUGUAAUGG
Molecule: messenger RNA, 506 nt
Organism: Tripterygium wilfordii
Lineage: Eukaryota; Viridiplantae; Streptophyta; Magnoliopsida; Celastrales; Celastraceae
Product: autophagy-related protein 8i-like
Exons: 5
Coding region: 92-454 (120 amino acids)
Biological process (GO): cellular response to nitrogen starvation
Source: RefSeq, a predicted model, not a curated record